This is a messenger RNA of Momordica charantia (bitter melon), 1540 nucleotides long. RefSeq lists its product as uncharacterized. NCBI's taxonomy places the organism in Eukaryota, Viridiplantae, Streptophyta, Magnoliopsida, Cucurbitales, Cucurbitaceae. The record is from RefSeq and is a predicted model, not a curated record.
GGGCCCAAACGUUUACGGGCCUCUUGCGAAGGACGAAGCCCAAAUAUAGAAACGACGCACGUGAACCACAGGGGCCGACGGAUAGGUCGAAAAUGGGAAAUUUUGUGGUCUAAAGUAACGGCUUUUCCGACGCAGACACGAGAUCUGGCUCUUAGCAAGCAGAUAAAACGCGUCGCAAAGCGGGAAACUUCGAAACGAAAAAGGGAAGAAGAAAUAGCCACACGACUUCCGCAGUCGCAGCCCCCAUCCACUCCCAAAACAGGGUAUUCACAGAUUAGCACGCAGACAACUAUGGCCGCCAUGGAUGAUGUUAGGGCAACCUCGGCUUGGGUUGCUAGCCGCUCCUCUCACGUCCUUGUCGACUCUUCAGGGAUUGAGAAGGUGGUGGAUACUAUCGAGUCGAUUCCCAAAGUUGAAUGGGAUUUUGAAGGGAUUCACUAUUUUGAUAAUGGCCCAUUAACUGUCCAGUACUUGUUCGUGUUGGACGCUCUGAAUUUCUGUUUCUGGCCUGAUAAGGACUUGAGCUAUGAUCACUUGGCCUCGGGACUGAAGGCUGCUCUUCAAAAUGACAAGUCAGCGUUUGAUGCCGAUCGCCUGCAAAAGUACACUGGUCCUCAAUUACGUGAGCUGUUGAAAUGGCCUAGACCACUUCCUUUAGAGGACGAACGGGUUCGCUUGCUGCACGAGGUUGGAUUCGAAUUGGAGAGAAGCUUUGAGGGUAAAGCUUGUAAUAUAGUGGAGUCCUGUGGAAAGUCAACUGUAAAGCUUGUUGCUGUCAUCACGCAACACUUUCCCGGCUUUAGAGACCACUCUCUCUACAAAGGCCACCAGGUAUUCCUGUACAAACGAGCUCAAAUAUUUGCAGCUGACUUGUGGGGUGCAUUCAGUGGCAAAGGAUAUGGAGAAUUCAGUGACAUAGGUUCAAUCACCAUUAUGGCAGACUACAUUGUUCCUGCCGUACUUCGACAGCUCGGGGUGCUAAAGUAUAGCUCUACUCUUGCUAGCAUCAUCGAUGCUAACAGCRAAAUUGGUCCGGGCAGUGAGGAGGAAGUCGAACUACGGGCCUGCUCUAUACAUGCAGUUGAGAAAAUGAGAGAGUUGAUCAGCCUGAAAUCAGGAAAACAGGUUCUAAGCGUGGAGUUAGACCUCUGGCUUUGGUCUUUUGGAAUCCAGUGUCCAUCUCUGCCACACCAUCGUACUCUCUCAAUAUACUACUGAUUCCAACACUUUUUCCAAUAGCCUUGUGUUAUGCAGUUGCUAGGACUGGCAAAUUUUGGCCGAAGAAGCUCGAUGUAAUUUGUAGGGAUUUAGGAUACAUGGCACCACUUUUAGGAACUCUACAGUCUAGUAGCGAUUAUCAGAGUUUGAGUAUGUAUAUCUUUUACCUUUAUAGUAUUACAGACAGCCAAACCAUAAUUAAUUUGUUGUAACAUUGAUGGUUUUGAAUUCAGACCUUAAUUUCAAACAGAAUGUAUCUUUAAGGCAGAAGCAGAGGAACAAAAAAGAAGAAAUUGAAGGGAUCCACAUCCACCUUGUUUAA